Lindgomyces ingoldianus is the source of this 2346-nucleotide messenger RNA. RefSeq lists its product as uncharacterized. NCBI's taxonomy places the organism in Eukaryota, Fungi, Ascomycota, Dothideomycetes, Pleosporales, Lindgomycetaceae. Bases 1 to 2346 code for a protein of 781 amino acids. The record is from RefSeq and is a predicted model, not a curated record. The transcript is spliced from 3 exons.
AUGACCGCCAUGAGCUCCAUGGGCCCCACUCCACCCGCCGCAGCCGCAGCCGCAGCCGCAGCCGCGAAGGUUGCCGCCGGCCGACACAUUGUCGGCUAUGCGGACCCGCUCGUCGUCUCGGCAGGCGACCGUGUCUGCGUGCAGGUGUCCUGCCAGCGGCCACGCUACACCAGCAGUCUUGUACGGCUCGGACCGUCCAUGGAAGCGAAGGACGCUCCCCCACCCGACCAUCAGGCCAUCUCUAGCGUUCCCGAGACCACGUACCCUGGAAGGCCGCAAUUCACUCGACUCGGGUCCUUUGCCUCGGUCCCAUGGUUCGUGGGGGCCUAUUCAACCCCAGCUAGCGACCUUGCCCUGGCCGUCUCCUUCUGGGCUCGGCCCGACCUCCCCGAACGCGCGGGCCAUGACCAGUUCUUCUUCUCGACGCUCCAACGUGACGGUGGCGCUGGGUUUGCAUCCUUCAUUGACAGGGAUGGAGCAUUGACUCUCGCCGUUGGCAGCGAGCGCGGACGCCUUACCACCCAACUCCCAAUCACACUCAAGCGGCACAGCUGGACCUUCCUUACCUUCACCUUCAAUGCCCCCUCACGCACAGUUGCCGUCUCUGCGAGGAGCAAGGAAAGCCAUGUCGACAGCGCUCAUUCCCAGCAUGCCUCUCACGUAUUGACCCACCCUUUCGUCCUUUCAUCUUCCCAAUCUCUGACUAUUGCGAGUCAUUCGAGCCAGGACCGUGUGUCCGCGGUCCCUGUCGACUCGACCUCUUUCAACGGCAGGAUCGAUAGUUUCAGGAUCGACCUCGUGGCUGCAGCAGACACGAGAACCGUCUUGCAUCUGGAUUUUUCCAAGGACAUCCCCACGGAUCACCUCAGGGACAUCUCGGAUAGCGCCUGCCACGGCUCCCUUUUCAACUGCCCCGCUCGGGCCGUGACGGGCCACGACUGGGAUGCGUCGGAGACGGACUGGACUCGCGCUUCCUACGGGUACGGAGCGAUUCACUUCCACGAUGACGAUGUGGAUGAUGCCGCCUGGGCGACCGACUUCGAGCUCGUGCUGCCCAAAGACCUCGCGUCUGGGUUCUAUGGAUUCGUCAUCAACGACGGGGAAUCCGAGGACAUCGUUCCGUUCUUCAUCAGGCCCGACUUGACCCAGCCCCCAACCAAUAAGGUGGUCUUCAUUGUCCCAACCUUCACAUAUACUGCCUACGCAAACGACCGAAUGUACGACACCUCACGUGACGUGCAUAUCGACAUCCCGGGAUCCGAUUCGGUGCAUCGCGGUCGUCACCUCCGCAUCUUGGAGGCCCGCCCUGACCUUGGAAUCUCGCUCUACGACAGUCAUAACGAUGGCUCCGGGGCCACCCAUUCAAGCACGAAGCGAGUCGUUCUUAAUAUGAGACCCGACUACUUUCACUGGGGAUUCGGCGGCCCCCGCGAGUUGUCCGCUGACCUUUGGUUUAUCGGGUUCCUCGAUAGGGAGCUUGGCCCAGGUAAUUACGACGUGAUCACCGACCAUGACAUCUCGUGCUACGGUUCCUCUAUACUGCUUCGCUAUUCCAUCGCCAUCAGCGGCAGUCAUCCAGAAUACCCCACAUACAAAAUGCUGGAUGCGUAUGACGCCUUCCUCGCAGCUGGUGGCUUCUUCAUGUAUCUAGGCGGCAACGGAUACUACUGGGUGACUGGGCACGACCAUGAGCGGCCCCAUCGAAUCGAAGUUCGGCGGGCAGAUCAGGGAUGCAGAGUAUUCGGUCUUCCUCCAGGUCACUGGUUCCUUGCGCUGACGGGCGAGCAAGGAGGACUAUGGCGCAGCCGUGGACGAAAUCCGAACCGCAUCUGUGGACUAGGUAGCGAUGCCUGUGGGAUGGGCCAAGGUGCUCCUUAUGGCAUCGUGCCUGAGGCAAGACAGAAUCCGAAGCUUGAGUUCCUGUUCAAGGGCCACGGCCUGGAGAAGAAUGAUAUCAUUGGGGACUUCGGCCUCGUGCAAGGCGCGGCAUCUGGUGAUGAGAUUGACCGUCUAGAUUAUUCGCUUGGCACUCCGGAAAAUGCAGUCAUCAUCGCGACGACGAAGCUUGCAGGUGGGCAUUCGGACAACUAUGCUUUGUUCAACGAAGAGAUUCUUUUUCCCAUGGUUAACACUUUGGGAACCACAUCAGACAAGGUGAGAAGCGAUCUCGUUUAUUUCGAGACUGGAAGCGGAGGUGCCGUUUUCGGGGUUGGUAGCAUCAACUGGGUAGGCAGCCUGGCCUGGAAAAAUUACGAGAACAACGUAGCACAGAUCACUGCAAAUGUGCUCCAUGAGUUUGUGAAGAGUUCCUCCAUGGACGAGAAGCGGGAUGCCAAGAGGUAUUAG